Messenger RNA from Drosophila rhopaloa, 751 nucleotides. RefSeq names its product succinate dehydrogenase assembly factor 4, mitochondrial. The transcript has a single exon. Bases 49 to 429 code for a protein of 126 amino acids. The record is from RefSeq and is a predicted model, not a curated record. Gene Ontology annotation, biological process: mitochondrial respiratory chain complex II assembly. Gene Ontology annotation, cellular component: mitochondrion. Lineage: Eukaryota; Metazoa; Arthropoda; Insecta; Diptera; Drosophilidae.
CCUAUUUAAAUAUCUACAUACAAUUAGAACCAAAGUUGAAAUCGCAAAAUGCUUCGAGCUUGUCGAUCAUUGAUCCCCCAAUGUGGACACCAACUGAGGCUACAUUCUAUAUCUUCCCUGUACAAUACCGAAAUUAAUUUAAAAUCCGAAGAUGUCGAAGAAAUACCAGCUAAUAGACAAAGGGUUGUGAUACCAAGACAAGAAGAAAAACUAAGCAAACGCUAUCUGGAGUUCCGGGAAAAGUUGCGAUCGGAGGCGCCGCUGGAACCUCUGCCCGAGUGUGCACCACAUCCGGCCCACGAAAAGGAGCCUCUGGAGCCCUGGCCCAACAACACCAAUCCGCAUACGGGGGAAAUCGGGGGACAGGCGGGUCCAGAACCCACGCGCUAUGGCGACUGGGAGAGAAAGGGACGGGUCACGGACUUCUAGAGGAAUCAAAUCUUCACCUCGACACCUUUGUUUGGACAAUUCUGAUUUAUUAACCGUGUUAACAACAGAAGCACUCACAAUUUGUUACACUCCCGAGGAAAACUGUGUGUGCCACAGUAGCCCGGGAAUCCAGAUCAAGAUGAGGGAAAUCUAGAUUCACCGAGCUGCUUCUGCGAAGACAUUACAUAAAUUUCAUUGUGUGAUUUCUUUGUGGUUUCUUUCGAGAGGAUUUGUGGAUGGCCUGCCAUCAAAAAUAAAUUGAUAGCCCUUUCUUUCGCCCAUCGAAAAAGGGGUUCUCAGAAUAGAGAGAGCUGCGACCGAA